AAGGCUCAUGAAACUUUCGACCCAUUGGAGGCCCACGACCUCUCCGUCCGAUCCCUAGGCGGCGGAUCCUUCCUCCACCAAACCCGCACCUGCCGCAACUGAAUCGGGUCAGAUCGGGCCAUCGGGGAGGCGAGGGAGCUCACGCGGCGCCAUGGACGAGGAGGAGCACGAGGUUUACGGCCAGGAAAUCCCGGAGGACGGCGACAUGGACGGCGCUGACGUUGAUAUGGCUGCCUCCGGGGAUGACGCGGCGAAGCUGCAGGAGCUCGACGAGAUGAAGCGCAGGCUGAAGGAGAUGGAGGAGGAAGCCGCCGCCCUCCGCGAUAUGCAGGCCAAGGUCGCCAAGGAGAUGCAAGGAGGUGACCCUAGUGCAUCUACAGCUGAGGCAAAGGAGCAGGUGGAUGCCCGUUCUGUGUAUGUUGGAAAUGUGGAUUAUGCUUGCACCCCAGAAGAAGUGCAACAGCAUUUCCAAGCUUGUGGAACUGUCAACAGGGUGACAAUCUUGACUGACAAGUUUGGACAGCCAAAAGGUUUUGCUUAUGUUGAAUUUCUGGAACAGGAAGGUGUUCAGGAAGCUCUUAACUUGAAUGAAUCUGAAUUGCAUGGUCGCCAGAUUAAGGUCGCCCCAAAGAGGACUAAUGUUCCUGGGAUGAAGCAGCGUCCACCACGUGGGUAUAAUCCAUACCAUGGCUACCCUUAUAGAUCAUACGGGGCACCGUAUUUCCCCCCAUAUGGUUAUGGGAGGGCUCCUAGAUUCCGCCGCCCUAUGCGCUACAGACCUUACUUCUGAAGUACGGGGUAGGGUAAUGAAGUUCAAUGCAAAACCAGCCCAUGGUCACUGGUCAGUCCCGGGAAUAAUCAACUGUAUCGUUUGCACUGUUGCGGCUCAAUGCUCCUGUAUCAGCUGCCUUUUCUGACCUUUGUUUCAAGUGCCGCCAUAAGCGACGGACAUGUUGUAUUGGCUUGUAAUACAGGACGUAGUAAGUGCACACACUUUCUGUAAGCGUGCUUUCCCACUUCCCAGGGUUACUACUGUUUGCAAUUUCUGUAGUUCUUUGGGUCGGUCGGUUAGGACAUGGGAGUGGAUCGUUCUAUGCCCAUUUGAGGUAGAUUAGUUAUAUGAAGAGAAAGCUUCGCAUGCGGGGCUGUCUUGUUUGCAGAUUGCCACUACCUCAGUACGGUUCCAGGUUCCUCAAGGUAUCCGCUGAGCAUCUGUUCUGGUGUCGGAUUCCGAGUUCAGGUCUUGUAACUAAUAAAAAACGGAAAUUAUAAUGUCUCUCUUUA
Molecule: messenger RNA, 1284 nt
Organism: Zea mays
Lineage: Eukaryota; Viridiplantae; Streptophyta; Magnoliopsida; Poales; Poaceae
Exons: 6
Coding region: 152-790 (212 amino acids)
Molecular function (GO): poly(A) binding
Source: RefSeq, marked provisional